Cynara cardunculus var. scolymus (artichoke) is the source of this 996-nucleotide messenger RNA. RefSeq names its product early nodulin-like protein 2. Gene Ontology annotation, molecular function: electron transfer activity. Lineage: Eukaryota; Viridiplantae; Streptophyta; Magnoliopsida; Asterales; Asteraceae. The coding region runs from base 80 to 862 and encodes 260 amino acids. The transcript is spliced from 2 exons. Gene Ontology annotation, cellular component: plasma membrane. The record is from RefSeq and is a predicted model, not a curated record.
ACUCUCAUUUGUCUUCUAUAAACACCCCCACCACCACCACCAUUGCCGUCUGUAAUCUUCCAUCUUGCUACCGGUUUCCAUGGAAUCCUUCCACAAAACCCUCUGCAUCUUCUUCACAUUCUUCUUCGCUUUACUCUCUUCUUCCCGUGCUUACACCUUCAACGUCGGCGGCAGAGAUGGCUGGACCUUACACCCAUCGGAAAACUACAAUCAAUGGUCCGGCCGAUUGAGGUUCAUCGUCAACGACGCUCUACAUUUCAAAUACAAUGGUGGGUCGGAUUCUGUAUUGGAGGUUAACAAUGGCGAUUAUGAUAACUGCAACACGAAAAACCCCAUCACAAAACUCGCCGGCGGCGACUCUUACUUCACUUUGAACCGUUCAGGACCUUUUUACUUCAUCAGUGGUAACAAAUCGAAUUGUGAUCAGGGUCAGAAGCUAAAUGUAGUCGUUAUCUCGCCUAAAACUAAGUCAUCACCACCUCCCGCCGGCGUCGCUUCGCCGCCGACAAGCUUUUCACCUAUUCCAUCGGAAUUCCCUAUUUCUGCACCACCACAACCGGGAACAACGAUACCAGCCAGUCCGGCGUCUUCCCCUGGUGGAACUGGAAGCGGUGGCUCUUCUUCUCCGGCGUCUUCUCCGGAUGGAAGUGACUCAUUUUCUCCAGCUGGUAGUCCUGCCUCUUCUCCAGGUGUGAGCGAUUCAUCUUCUCCGGCGGGUAGUCCGGCGUCUUCUCCGAUUGGUAAUCCGGCGGACAUUAAUGCUCCACCACCAAGCGGAUCGUCGUCGGAAAAACUAGCAGCUUCUGCAAUCUUGACGUUCCCACUUGCAAUUAUCAUCUUUGGGUUCGGAUCUCUCCAUUGAUUUUGUUUAUUUCUGGAUUAAAAUUCUGAAUCUUGGAGUCGUAAUCUUUCACAUUUUAUUGGAUUUUUAGUUGUAAUCUUUCACAUUUUCUUGGGAGUUUCGCAGGUGCUUAUAUCUUAAUAAAUUGAUUUUGU